Coregonus sp. 'balchen' is the source of this 6856-nucleotide messenger RNA. The record is from the annotation of a GenBank genome assembly. Lineage: Eukaryota; Metazoa; Chordata; Actinopteri; Salmoniformes; Salmonidae.
AUGAGCAUGGAUGCUUUGGGAAACCAUGUGAUGGUCCCUAGGAUUUCCAAACGGAACACGGCGCUGAGAUUAGUUGACUUGGCAGGGGCGCACCACCAUCACCAUCAUCACCACCAUACCCCUCAGAGCGUGACAGGCUUCCCGGGGUUCAGCAGCCAUCCACACUCAAUGGCUCACUCGCACCCUGGGGAGAUUACUGCGGAACCCCGCCUGGGGCCGAGUCCAUUCGGGCCAGAACACAUGGGGCACUCCGCGGCCCUCAAAAUCAACCCAGCCCAUCAUUAUCCACACAACCAUCACCACCACAAUCAUCAUAUGGCAGGCCACAGUGAAGUGGUCUCCAGUCAAACGGGAGCUUUUGGCCCGGUGCAUGCAGCGACCGUCCCCUAUUCUAUGUCCCACACGGCCCAGGCGUUUUCCGCAGCCGCAGGUAGGGAUUUCCUCAUUCGGAGAGAUCUGACCGCUCAAGCCAUGCCGGUGCUCACCGACCAGAGCCCCGGUUCAAGCUCUCAUCACGGAAUGUUUGUCUCAACAACAGGUAGCUAUCCGGGACACUACGGCCAUCACCCGGAUGCAGGGAGCCAUGCCCUCUUCUCCGGACUCCACCAUGAGCAGUCAUCUAGCGGAGCACCAGGUGGCCAAGCCAUGAAUGGACAAAUAAGGUUAGGAAUACCUGGCGAAAUGUACGUUAGGUCUGAUCACUUGAGUCAAGUGGCGAGCUCCAGGGCUGAUCCGUUCUCCGCCUCGACGUUACAUGGCUACGGCGGUCUGAACCAUCUGAACAUGAACCUCAGCGCCCAGCAUCACGGAGCCGGUGCAUUCUUCCGCUACAUGAGGCAGCCGAUUAAGCAAGAACUCAUCUGCAAGUGGCACGAACCGGAACACUCACCGAAAAAACUCUGCUCCAAAACGUACAGCACGAUGCACGAGCUGGUAACGCAUGUGACGGUUGAUCACGUCGGUGGCCCUGAGAUGGCUAACCAUAUCUGCUUCUGGGAAGAGUGUCCCAGAGAAGGAAAACCAUUUAAAGCCAAGUACAAACUUGUAAAUCAUAUCAGAGUACACACCGGAGAGAAACCAUUUCCAUGUCCCUUCCCCGGCUGUGGAAAAGUAUUUGCCCGAUCGGAGAACCUGAAGAUCCACAAGAGGACUCACACAGGUCAGUUACUUUAUUUACGUUUCAGAGUCACCGGUAAAGAAUGUAUCCUCAAACGUUUGUAGAGGUUAUGAUUUGAAUUUUCUGCUAUCAUUCAUGUUUGAACUCCAUUCCACACUAGAGCUAAGUUCACACAUCUAUUCGAUAUUGCAUUUAAAUUAAAUGUAAUUUUUUAAGUUAUGCUGUACACGACAUAAAAUAAAGGGAAACAAAUAUUAUUUGUAAUUUCAUUUAACCAUUGGCCAAAUUCAACAAGUGAUUAAUUAAAGCAUUAUUUAUUUGAUAAUCGAUAUAUUAUAUAUUUAUAUAAUCAAAUAAAUAAUGCUAUAUAUAUAUAUAUAUAUAUAUAUAUAUAUAUAUACAUAUAUAUAUAUAUAUAUAUAUAUAUGUUUAUAAAUGUAAUAUCUGGAAUAUGGCAUUUCAAAUAAACAAUAUUUAUAAAAUUGAGUCUAAUGUAAACAUUACGCAAUAGUUAGUGGGUUGGACGAUUUACAUUUCCGAUGUGUUUGUUGUGAGUUGCUCCAGUGGUCCAGAGUUGUACAGAGAUAAUACUCAGAAAAGAGACUGAGGCCUACACGGUCUGUCUGUCCAAAUGUUGCUUUGCCUGCUGCGGGGACACGGAAUCAAACACGUCAGAUAGAAAGCUGUUGUUUACUUUUCUGAAAUCUGACAUAGCAACAGUAUUAGCUAUUUAGUGGAGUGGAAAUGCAUUGUUGUUUGGACCUGUUGCUGGAGCCACUUUAUGUACCUCUGCCAUGCAUAACCCUUUGGACGCGUCUUUUACAUAUACAUACUGUACUUUGAUUUGGUCAAGGAGACUGUUGAGAUUUGUUGGUAGCCUGGAACUGAAUAUUCACCUAUAACAAUAACACAAAUAAUACUUAUUUUUGAGGAAUCAUGACUCAUGGCUAAGAAAACAUAGCUACGUACAGUAAGUAGGUCAAUGUCAGAAUUUCCAUGUGGCCAUCUUCUUCUUCUUCUUCUUCUUCUUCUUCUUCUUCUUCUUCUUUCUUCUUCUUCUUCUUCUUCUUCUUCUUCUUCUUCUUCUUAAAUAUGUGAUUAAUAAUGAGUUAAUGUUAUUAAUUCUAUUCAUAUAUAUAUAUAUAUAUAUAUAGAGAUAUAUAUUAUAUAUAUAUAUAUCUAUAUUAUAUUAUGUAUUAUAUAUAUAUAAUAUAUAUAUAUAUAUAUACAGUAUAUACAUAGUAGUAGUAGUAAUAGUAGUAGGUGUAGCAAUAGUAUUAGUAGUAGUAGUAGUAGUAGUAGUAGCAAUAGUAGUAUUAGUAUUAGUAGCAGCAGUAGUAGUAGUAGUAGUAGUAGUAGUAGUAGUAGCAGUAAUAGUAAUAGUAUUAUUAUUAUUAUUAGUAGUAGUAGUAGUAGUAGUAAUAGUAGUAGUAGUAGUAGUAGUAGUGGUAGUAGUAGUAGUAGUAGUAGUAGUAGUAGUAGUAGCAGUAAUAGUAAUAGUAUUAUUAUUAUUAUUAUUAUUAUUAUUAUUAUUAGUAGUAGUAGUAGUAGUAGUAGUAGUAGUAGUAGUAGUAGUAGUAGUAGUAGUAGCAGUAAUAGUAAUAGUAUUAUUAUUAUUAUUAUUAUUAUUAUUAUUAUUAUUAUUAUUAUUAUUAGUAGUAGUAGUAGUAGUAGUAGCAGUAGCAGCAGCAGUAAUAGUAAUAGUAGCAGUAAUAUUAGUAGUAGUAGUAGUAAUUAGUAGUAGUAGUAACAGUAGUAGUAGCAGUAGUAGUAGUAGUAGUAGUACUUGUAGUAGUAGUAAUAGUAGUAGUAGUAGUAGUAGUAGUGGUAGUGGUAGUGGUAGUGGUAGUGGUAGUGGUAGUGGUAGUGGUAGUGGUAGUGGUAGUAGUAGUAGUAUUAGCCUAGUAGUAGUAGUAGUAGUAGUAGUAGUAGUAGUAGUAGUAGUAGCAAUAGUAGUAGUAGUAGUAGUAGUAGUAGUAGUAGUAGUAGUAGUAGUAGUAGUAGUAGUAGUAGUAGUAAUAGUAGUAUUAGUAGUAAGAGUAGUAGUAGCAGUAGUAGUAGUAGUAGUAGUACUUGUAGUAGUAGUAAUAGUAGUAGUAGUAGUAGUAGUAGUAGUAGUAGUAGUAGUGGUAGUGGUAGUGGUAGUGGUAGUGGUAGUGGUAGUAGUAGUAGUAUUAGCCUAGUAGUAGUAGUAGUAGUAGUAGUAGUAGUAGUAGUAGUAGCAAUAGUAGUAGUAGUAGUAGUAGUAGUAGUAGUAGUAGUAGUAGUAGUAGUAGUAGUAGUAGUAGUAAUAGUAGUAUUAGUAGUAGUAGUAGUAGUAGUAGUAGUAGUAGUAGCAGUAGUAACAGUAGUAGUAGUAGUAGUAGUAGUAGUUGCAGUAGUAGUAGUAGCAGUAGUAGUAGUAACAGUAGUAACAGUAGUAGUAGUAGUAGUAGUAGUAGUAGUAGAAGUAGUAGUAGUAACAUUAUAGUAGUAGUAGUAGUAGUAGUAGUAAUAGUAGCAGUAGUAGUAGUAGUAGUAAUAGUAGUAUUAGUAUUAGUAUUAGUAUUAGUAUUAGUAGUAGUAUUAUUAUUAUUAUUAUUAUUAUUAGUAGUAGUAGUAGUAAUAUUAGUAGUAGUAGUAGUAGUAAUAGUAGUAGUAGUAGUAGUAGUAGUAGUAUUGUAGUAGUAGUAGUAUUAGUAGUAUUAGUAGUAUUAUUAUUAGUAGUAGUAGUAAUAGUAGUAGUAGUAGUAGUAGUAGUAGUAGUAGUAGUAGUACUAGUAGUAGUAGUACUAGUAGUAGUAUUAUUAUUAUAAUUAUUAUUAUUAUAAUUAUUAUUAGUAGUAGUAGUAGUAUUAUUAUUAUUAUUAGUAGUAGUACUAGUAGUAGUAUUAUUAUUAGUAGUAUAGCAUUUUUUAAAUGGCAAAAUAUAAGAUCAUGGUAAAUGACAAAGUAAUAUUUUAAUUUGAUUAACAUGUUUUCCAUAUUCAUUGGAAACUGUGCUGCUUGUCCUUAGUCAAUGGAAGCAGUAAUAUUGCUUAGGGCAGGGUUGUAGUAUUGCUAAGUGAAGGGUUAGGGUUAGCAGCAGGCUACAAUUUGGGGGGGGGGGCUAUAACAGCGUAACAGGUAGGGUGAGCUGGAGCACUGACCUACUGUCUACUCCAUUACCUGCUGGACAUGUGUAAUGGAGCUUACUGAUCUAAUUUCAUUUUACUACAGAUAAUGAUAUGAAGAGAGUCAUUUUCCUUUGGCAAAAGUGAAGUUUCGACCCAAAUAAAAAUACUUCCUUAGGGCCUUUGAAAAUGAUGAGUCAGAACAGCACCUAAUAUGACUCUGAUUACUAUAUGUUGAAUCCAUACAUAUAUUUUGAAUCCAUUCAUGCCUCCACAUGUAUUAUUCAUAUAAUUUGCUCACAUUUACUUAAUUACAAAUCUGUUAAAUUAUUUGUGCGUAUGUUGACUCCCAAGGGCCCUGGUCCAGGGUAUCAUGUUUGAAACCUACCGGGAUCUGUGGUUAUGGCUGGGUUUCCCCUGAGGGGUGUUAUGAGACCUGUUCUUCUACCGGGAUCUGUGGUUGUGGCUGGGUUUCCCCUGGGGGGUGUUCUGAGACCUGUUCUUCUACCGGGAUCUGUGGUUAUGGCUGGGUUUCCCCUGGGGGGGUGUUCUGAGACCUGUUCUUCUACCAGGAUCUGUGGUUAUGGCUGGGUUUCCCCUGGGGGGGGUGUUCUGAGACCUGUUCUUCUACCGGGAUCUGUGGUUAUGGCUGGGUUUCCCCUGAGGGGUGUGUUAUGAGACCUAUUCUUGUACUACACUAAUAUCACUGAUUGCCUCUCAGUCGAAGGUCAAAUUGAUAUUCAACGUGCACGUGUAAUUAGACUGGAGCAAUUAUAUAUUCUCUGUAGCUAAGCUUAUAGCUGCCUGACUGCAUGGCCUCGCAUUAGAGGAAUCAGCAUAGGAUGAUGUCAUAGUAAUUAAUUCAACCAUUAUGUUUUUGCCAGAUCAUGCUGUAUUUCCUAAGGGCUAGAUAUUACAGGCUAAUCAAGACAAAUGUUGUUUUAUUUACAUUCAUUUGCCCCAUUAGGUGCAUGGUUCAAAUAGCCAAUGUAGAAAUAGUAGGCUAAAUGGCAAGAAAGCCAUAACUACUUGUGUAGCCAUAACUGAGUUUGUUUCAUAGGGACAUAGACAUUCCAUAUGCAACCAAUUCAAAUCCUGCAGAUGAUCAUCAAUAAAAACAUGUUUUCAAUGUUACUUGGAACUACUGCAGAAACAGUAAUAUGCUGUCCUAAAGGAACUCAGCUGGUUCAUUGGGCUGUCCUAAAGGAACUCAGCUGGUUCAUUGGGCUGUCCUAAAGGAACUUAGCUGGUUCAUUGGGCUGUCCUAAAGGAACUUAGCUGGUUCAUUGGGCUGUCCUAAAGGAACUCAGCUGGUUCAUUGGGCUGUCCUAAAGGAACAGCUGGUUCGUUGGGCUGUCCUAAAGGAACUCAGCUGGUUCAUUGGGCUGUCCUAAAGGAACUCAGCUGGUUCAUUGGGCUGUCCUAAAGGAACUCAGCUGGUUCAUUGGGCUGUCCUAAAGGAACUCAGCUGGUUCAUUGGGCUGUCCUAAAGGAACAGCUGGUUCGUUGGGCUGUCCUAAAGGAACUUAGCUGGUUCAUUGGGCUGUCCUAAAGGAACUCAGCUGGUUCAUUGGGCUGUCCUAAAGGAACAGCUGGUUCGUUGGGCUGUCCUAAAGGAACUCAGCUGGUUCAUUGGGCUGUCCUAAAGGAACAGCUGGUUCGUUGGGCUGUCCUAAAGGAACAGCUGGUUCGUUGGGCUGUCCUAAAGGAACUCAGCUGGUUCGUUGGGUCAAGUACAAUAGGCAAUCCACUGUAGGCCAAUAUGGUGUUAUUGGCCAUAACUCACGUCACAUGUGGCCAUGCGUCACCACCCCCAAAAUAAAGCAGCUGUUUUGAUUUGUGCUUUUGGGUUUCCUGAAGCCAACGCCUAACUUUUGUUCACUUAUUUCAGGUGAGAAACCGUUCAAAUGUGAGUUUAACGGCUGCGACCGACGUUUCGCCAACAGCAGUGACCGGAAGAAGCACUCCCACGUGCACACCAGCGAUAAGCCGUACAACUGCAAAGUGAGAGGCUGUGACAAAUCCUACACACACCCCAGCUCGCUCCGAAAACACAUGAAAGUGCACUGCAAGUCUCCACCACCGAGCUCUGGCUACGAGUCUUCAACCCCGUCAUUGGUGUCCCCAUCAUCGGACUUAGGCCGAGAGCCAGGGGCCUCGUCGCUCUCAGAACCAGCAGCCUCGUCCCAACCCGCCAAUUUAAGCGAGUGGUACGUCUGUCAUAGUUCUGGUGCCAGCGGAACUCAGACACCUCCCAGCGGCUCCUCCAGCCCUGAUCCCGGGGAUGAGACGCACUACAGACACCCUAACCAAAACUGGCCCAGAAAAUAAUUCUAAAACAUAUGAAAGAUAUAUUUUCUAAUAUGCCCAUGGACUUACAAAAUUAACACAUCGAAAAGGUCUGUUUUCUAUGGCCCAAAUCAUCCCAUGCACUGUCUGGCGUAUCGGCCAAAUAAGACACUGCCAAAUAUAGCUUGUGAUAGCGCGCUUCUAUCUCCAUGUGUUUGGACUUCUUAUUUCUUCUCGUACCAGGUCAUUGUACGCAUGUAUCUUGCUGUAUUAUUUUGUAAUCGAGUUUUGACACUCAAUAUAUUUUUUAUUUAUUUAUUUUUUGAAUCUGACAUGAACAUUUUUUUUUGUAUUAUCG